GGGCGACGCCUGCCGCCCCGCGCGGGCGCGGUGGAUUCAGUGGGGCACCGGCUCUUCUCGAACGGUCGAGGUGGAGGUCGAUGCCACGGUCAUUUGCAAGUGGAACGCCGAGGAGAACGCCGAGCUGACGCAUUCAUAUUACUGUUACAUUGGCAUUCGCCAGCGAGGUAGCACGUCCCACUUCGCCAUGAUGCCGCUGGGCGCGUAUCGCGCUUUCUGCAAGGAGAUCCUUGGCGACCGCAAGUACAAUCUGCUGCUCAUGACAGACGGCGCGGGCUGCUACAAGUGCCGCUGCUCGGAUUGCGUCGUGCGGUUCGAGGAGCACCACAGCGUGAACCACUCCAGGAAGCCGAAGGCCGAGUUUUCCCGGCCCAUCCCCGCGGUCGUCGCCGACGUCGACACGGGCCACACGAGGGGAUCUAUGGCUGGCACGAUGACGAUCGACAAAGAAUGGGAUCUUCUCAAGGAGCCUUUGCCACGGAACCUGACUGCCCGCGCUGUGGAGGACGUCGAUAGGACGGACGGCUACGUGAGGUCUCAGCAAUGGCGGCGCUUGGUCGGCAACGACGAUCGAUGGUCGGCUUUUCUCGACGCAGCCAGGGAGUGGGCGAAAUGCGCCGAUUCCAGAGCGAAGCUCAAGCUGGGUCUGGCAACGGGGAAAGCGGGCAAGUUGGCUCUGGCAGCGGGGAAGCGCUUGAACAGGGGCAAGAGCAGCGGGAGGAGCGCGCCCAAGAGCAUUCCCAAGAGGCACCCGCACGCCAUCGCGACGGGCAUGCCGACGGCCGCGGCCCCGAGCAUCGUGACGGGCAGGGUGCCGUGGGUGCCCCCAUGGCCGCUCCCGCCGCCGCCAGCCUGGCACGCGGGCGCCCUGUGGGGCGAUCGGUAUCUUGAGCGCCAGGGCAGCGCUCCCGUGUGCGGCCGGCAUGCCUUGAACAAUUUGUUGGGGGCGCCGCAGUUCUCGGACGGCGACUUGGAGGUGGCGCGCGGCAUUGUGGUGGCUCAGACAGAUGAUCCCCCCGACCUUCACGUGAGCGAUGGAGGAUGGUACUCCCGCUCCGUGCUGGCGACUGCAUUCACGAGCAGCGACGACAUGUUGGGGGCGCUGGUGAACCAUAACAACGUCCAUUGGUCGGCUAUCCAG
Prorocentrum cordatum is the source of this 1141-nucleotide messenger RNA. The record is from the annotation of a GenBank genome assembly. NCBI's taxonomy places the organism in Eukaryota, Dinophyceae, Prorocentrales, Prorocentraceae.